CAUGAAACGGCAGGAUGUCAUCUACGAGCUGAUGCAGACGGAGCUGCACCACGUGCGGACGCUGAAGAUCAUGGCCGGGCUGUUCCGCAGGGCGAUGCUGGAGGAGCUGCAGCUCGACCCGGGCACCGUGCAGAGGAUCUUCCCCUGCCUGGACGAGCUCAGCCUCCUCCACCAGCGCUUCCUGGGCCAGCUCCUGGAGCGGCGGCGGGAGUCCCUGGAGCGGGACAGCAACAAGAACUUCGUCAUCCACCGCCUGGGGGACAUCCUGGUCAGCCAGCCAGGUAUGGACAGGGAAUGGGAAUGA
This is a messenger RNA of Manacus vitellinus (golden-collared manakin), 304 nucleotides long. Its product is annotated as rho guanine nucleotide exchange factor 2-like. Gene Ontology annotation, cellular component: ruffle membrane; cytoskeleton. Gene Ontology annotation, molecular function: microtubule binding; guanyl-nucleotide exchange factor activity. NCBI's taxonomy places the organism in Eukaryota, Metazoa, Chordata, Aves, Passeriformes, Pipridae. Gene Ontology annotation, biological process: regulation of Rho protein signal transduction; actin filament organization; cell morphogenesis. The transcript has 3 exons. The coding region runs from base 2 to 304 and encodes 100 amino acids. The record is from RefSeq and is a predicted model, not a curated record.